GGAUGGAAUGAUGAUGGGAUGGAUAUGAAAAUGGGCCAGUGGGCAGGCAUGCGAGCCCCUCUUCUCAGCCUGGUCCUGCUAUUGCUGUUGCUGCUCUUCAAGCCACCACCCUGCUGCAGCCAGAACACCCAGGGGGCUCCUCAGGAUGGACCUCACUUUGGCUUCACUGAGGCUGUCUACCAUGCUACGGUUUAUGAAAACUCAGCAGCACGCACCUAUGUCAACAGUAAAGUUAAAAUGGGCAUCCACCAGGCCCUGCGCUCCUGGGAGAUCCGCUACAGGAUCACCUCAGGUGAUGAUGAAGGGUUUUUCAAGGCAGAAGAGUAUGUGCUGGGUGACUUCUGCUUUUUGCGCAUAAGGACUAAAGGUGGCAAUGCAGCUAUCUUAAACCGAGAGAUUCAGGAUAACUAUGUAUUGACAGUGAAAGCCUCUGUCAAAGGAGAGGCCCUCCUUGAGACCUGGACUAAAGUCAGCAUCCAGGUCUUGGAUAUGAAUGACCUGCGACCUUUGUUCUCACCCACCACUUACUCAGUCACAAUAGCGGAGAGCACCCCUCUCAGGACCAGCAUAGCACAAGUUACCGCCACUGAUGCAGAUAUUGGCUCCAAUGGGGAGUUCUACUAUUUUUUCAAAGAGAAAAUUGAGUUGUUUGCAGUAAACCCUACCAGUGGAGUGGUAUCUCUCAGUGGAAAGCUCAAUGUUGAUGAGCAGAACCGGUACGACUUAGAAAUCCUUGCUGUGGACCGCGGCAUGAAGCUCUAUGGAAAUAAUGGUGUCAGCAGCACAGCCAAGCUUUUUGUCCAUAUAGAGCGUGUGAAUGAGCAUGCCCCAGUCAUGAAUGUGGUAACCCACAGCCCCUUGUGGCUUGAUAAAAACCCUGUUUAUGCCAUGAUCACUGUUGAGGACUUAGAUGAAGGUUUAAAUGGAGAAAUAGACUCACUGGUCAUUGUGGGUGGAGAUCCCUCAGAGACGUUUUUUGUAGAAAGAUUUGAGGAAGGCGAGUUUGCAAUAAAAGCCUCUGAGUCUGUAAAUUGGAAGACCUACCCUUAUGGUUGUAACCUUACUUUGCAGGCUAAAGACAAGGGAAACCCACAGAAAUUCUCUGCCGUCAAGGUUGUCCACAUUAUGGUCAAAAAACAGCUGACAGUGGAAGCCAAGUUUGAGCGGGAGUUGUAUGAUGUUAGUCUGAAUGAGAUUUCACCACCUGGCACAAUUGUAGAGGCUGUUAAAAUCACGCCAGAGCCUGAUGAUGCAGAAUAUAUCCUGACACCCUCUGCUGAUUCAGCUUUUUUCCAAAUGAACACAGUAACAGGCGUAAUUUCCACCACUCGCUGGUUCACUCAGGUGGCCCAGCAUGUCUUUAAUCUUGAGGUAUUAGAAAUAGAUAGCGAGAUCAAAGUUAAAGUGCGAGUAAUCGUUGAGGAUGCCAAUGACAACACACCAACAUUUGAUCAGUCCUCUUAUGAGGUUUUGGUCAAUGAAAGUGUACCAGUUGGAACCAAUGUAUUAACAGUUUCUGCAGUGGAUGAGGAUAAAGGAGAAAAUGGAUACAUAACUUACAGCAUUUCCAGCCUUCAGCCAUUACCCUUCAAAAUCAAUCAGUUUUCUGGUAUCAUCAGCACUAUUAAAGAGUUGGACUUUGAAUCCUCAUCCGAGAGCUUUCUCUUUGUUGUUAGAGCAUCUGACUGGGGGUCACCUUACAGGCGGGAAAGUGAAGUCAAUGUAACAAUCCACCUGGAAAAUGUAAAUGAUAACCAGCCAUUGUUUGAGAAAGUUGCAUGCCAGGGUGUGAUCUCUAGGGAUUUCCCAGUGGAUGAAGUAAUUACAACAAUGUCUGCGAUUGAUAUAGAUGAGUUAGAGCUAGUAAAAUAUAAGAUCAUUUCAGGGAAUGAAUGGGGGUACUUUGACCUCAACCCGGAUUCAGGGGUUCUCUCACUGCAACGUUCACUUACCACAGCCAGUCCAAAGAAUGGUGUCUUUAGUCUUAAAAUUACUGCCACAGAUGGUGAGAACUUUUCUGACCCGAUGUUUGUUAACAUAUCAGUUGUUCAUGGGAAAUCUCCUCCAAAAAGUUUCAACUGUAAAGACACAAGAGUUGCCCAAAAGUUAGCCGAAAAGUUACUCAAAAAGUCCAAAGCUAGCACCAAGCCCCAAAUUGAGGAAGGUUUUAUUGACCUUUUCUCUGUCAAUCGGCAAACACCCCAGUUUGACAAAGCUUUUCCCACAGAUAUUGCUGUGCAGGAAGACCUAAAGGUUGGCUCAAGUGUAUUCAAGGUGAAUGCCUUUGAUGGUGACACAGGUUUCAAUGGUCAGAUUCUAUACGCCAUUUCAGAUGGAAACACUGACAGCUGUUUUGCCAUCGACAUGGAGACUGGCCUUAUCAGUGUCUUCCUGCCCAUGGACAGGGAAAAGAGGGAUCGCUAUCUUCUCAAUCUGACUAUCUAUGACCUUGGCCUGCCACAGAAAACUGCUUGGCGUUUGCUUACUGUCUACAUAGAGGAUGCUAAUGAUAAUGCACCCCAGUUUUUGCAAGAAGGAGGCUAUGUAAUUGUCAUACCUGAAAACACUGCCAUAGGUACAGAUGUUAUCCAAGUUGAUGCCACUGACAAAGAUCUUGGACCUAGUGGGGAGAUUGUGUACUCAGUUUUGACCAGCACCACUCAGUUUGGUAUCAAUUCCACUAAUGGGAUAGUGUAUGUUGCUGGCCAACUAGACAGAGAGUAUGUUUCAGCUUUCAACCUGAAAAUUCAGGCUCGGGACAAGGCAGAGAAAGGGAGCCAAAAGUUUUCUGUGACCACUUUGAAAAUCAUAUUGGAGGAUGUGAAUGACUGCCCCCCACUAUUUAUUCCCAAUGUGUACAAAGCCAGAGCUCUGGAGGAUCUUCCAGUAGGAACUGUUGUAGCCUGGUUAGAAACCCAGGACCCUGACUUAGGGCUAGGAGGCCAGGUCCGGUAUUCUCUAGCCAACGACUACAAUGGAUGGUUUGAAGUAGACAGGGCCAGUGGGGCUAUUCGGCUGACAAAAGAGCUGGACUAUGAGACCCAGCAGUUCUACAACCUCACUGUGAAGGCCAAAGACAAGGGAAGGCCUGUUUCUCUUUUGUCUGUCACCUUUGUGGAGGUUGAGGUAGUUGAUGUGAAUGAAAACCUCUACACUCCAUACUUUUCCCACUUUGCCAUGACUGGAUUAGUUAAAGAGAAUGCCAGGAUUGGAACUACCCUACUCCAAGUCACCGCUAAUGAUGACGAUGCUGGCAGAGAUGGAGAAAUCCAGUACUCCAUUCAUGAUGGGAGUGGGCUUGGACGAUUUGCCAUUGAUGAAGAGACAGG
This is a messenger RNA of Morone saxatilis (striped sea-bass), 3329 nucleotides long. Its product is annotated as protocadherin Fat 3-like. Gene Ontology annotation, cellular component: plasma membrane. Gene Ontology annotation, molecular function: calcium ion binding. The record is from RefSeq and is a predicted model, not a curated record. Gene Ontology annotation, biological process: homophilic cell-cell adhesion. Lineage: Eukaryota; Metazoa; Chordata; Actinopteri; Moronidae.